Molecule: messenger RNA, 1136 nt
Organism: Arabidopsis lyrata subsp. lyrata
Lineage: Eukaryota; Viridiplantae; Streptophyta; Magnoliopsida; Brassicales; Brassicaceae
Product: PLAT domain-containing protein 2
Exons: 2
Coding region: 399-950 (183 amino acids)
Molecular function (GO): protein binding
Source: RefSeq, a predicted model, not a curated record
GUUCUCAAAUUCUUGCCCGGCUCCAAUCCACGUGAACCAUGUUGUAUUGGGAGCAUUACAUUAUAUGUAUAAUGUAUAAAAAUUUGGAAACUAUAUUUGCUGAAAAGUGAAGUGCAUUUGAAUCUUACAAAAAUUGCGUUUGUGACGAAAAAAAUACAAAAAAUUUAGAAAUCUGACAACCCAUGCCGACCUGUCCGCCGAGUUAACGACGUGCUUAUAGGAUCCUUAAUUAUUCUUAUUUCAUUCCAACGGACCAAAAAUUACCACGUCAUCUUCAUACGCAACUCCCAAAAACACACGAUAAUUAACUCAUUGAAAUCUAAAGUCUCAUACACUUUUCAACGUUUCUAUUAAUAUUUCCAUAGACUAGAUCUCUAUUUCUUACAUCCAUAUCACCGAUGAUGCCUCGCCGUGACGUUCUCUUCCUCUCCCUCCUCCUCGUCAUCGCCACCGUCUCCGCCGUCGCAUUCGCCGACGAUGAAGCAGAUUGUGUCUACACAUUCUACCUUAGAACCGGCUCAAUCUUCAAAGCCGGUACAGAUUCGAUCAUAAGCGCUAGAGUCUACGACAAAUACGGAGACUACAUCGGGAUCCGAAACCUAGAAGCAUGGGGUGGUUUAAUGGGACCAGGUUACAACUACUACGAGAGGGGUAAUCUCGACAUUUUCAGUGGGAAAGCACCGUGUCUUCCGAGCCCAGUUUGUUCAUUGAAUCUGACCUCUGACGGCUCCGGUGACCACCACGGUUGGUAUGUUAACUACGUGGAAGUCACGACAGCCGGAGUUCAUGCAAAGUGCUCGUACCAAAGCUUCGAUGUUGAGCAAUGGCUUGCGUCCGAUACAUCCCCGCAUGAGCUCAGUGCUGUUCGGAAUAACUGUCCGGUUUCGCUUAGGGAAAGUGUCGGUCGGGUCGGGUCUGAGAUCCGGAAGACUCUCUCUUGGAUCGUGUGAGAUUAGUGAAUGAAAUAUGUGUGUGUGUAACUUGGAGACUUGUUCUUUGUUGUCUUGUGAACGUGUGAUGGGAAAAUAAUGAAAAUGAUUCGAUCGAAUAAUGGUUCUGUUCUUUGUUGGCUGUGAGAUUUAAUCAGACAUUAUUAAGUGUUCUUGUGAUGAAUUAAAUAAUUACCGGUUGAUAUA